CUAGUGAGAGUGGUAAGGUCAGUUCGUUACCAAAAGUGUUCCAACGAUGAAGAUGUGCGCUACAGUAAGGUCUUCCCUCUUCCCGGUCGGUGAGAAAAAGCUACCGAAGCAGCAAUUAGCGCCACAAAUCUGAUGAAGCCACAUCCAAUAGCCUAUCGCGUAUCAGAGCGCGGAUCUUCCCGCACUUCCAUUGGAGAUCUCCAGGCACUAAUGUGCACUGAGGCGCAGCACACACCGCUUCAUUUUUUGUUUGUUUUUCUUUUUUUUGUUCCCUCCCCAAUUUUUAGUCCCAUUUUUCUUCCUCUUACCCCAUGUCAUCGUCCCAUGGUUGUACAUGCAUUGUUAUGUCAUAAUGCUCCACCUGGCAACAACACGGUCAGGAACCAUGCAUCGUGGUUCGAAAACGAGGCCCUCUUUCGAAUUCACCGGUUCUUCCAUUCUUCCAUUUUGCUUCCGGAACAACUUGGCUUGAAUUCUGGGUGGGCCCAUAAAUGCUUCUCACCGUGUUGGGCUGUGUUCUAGAAAAAUCGAGGUGGACUGCCAUGGCGCUUUUUAAUUUUAGUGUCAUAUGAUAUGUCAUAGUUAGCUUCGUUUCAUCUAUAGAAUGUCUUU
This is a messenger RNA of Aspergillus alliaceus, 612 nucleotides long. RefSeq lists its product as uncharacterized. The transcript has a single exon. The record is from RefSeq and is a predicted model, not a curated record. The coding region runs from base 133 to 522 and encodes 129 amino acids. Lineage: Eukaryota; Fungi; Ascomycota; Eurotiomycetes; Eurotiales; Aspergillaceae.